Messenger RNA from Adineta ricciae, 270 nucleotides. Lineage: Eukaryota; Metazoa; Rotifera; Eurotatoria; Adinetida; Adinetidae. The record is from the annotation of a GenBank genome assembly.
AUGCUCGAUUCAGGUGAAUAUGAUUGUAUCGACGUGUUAUCUUCUUCGACAUCAUCAAAAUAUUAUGUUCAUAAACCACUUCUAAUCGAUUGUGAUGAUCGUUUAUGUCCGAAUUCGUACUACCCAUGUGGAGAUGGACAAUGUAUCCGUAUGUUGAUUCGUCGUAUCUAUCAUUCGUAUAUGUCGCGAGCAUUAAAUUGUUACAGUAUAAGAGAAUAUAGUGGAAUAUGUGAAACAGCUGUUCCAAACAUCAUUGUGGACAAAAUAUGA